Messenger RNA from Lachancea fermentati, 3336 nucleotides. The record is from the annotation of a GenBank genome assembly. NCBI's taxonomy places the organism in Eukaryota, Fungi, Ascomycota, Saccharomycetes, Saccharomycetales, Saccharomycetaceae.
AUGAAUAACACAAACUCAGAAGCAGCUAGUUUGAAUAGCGGGCUGCCUGCAAGCUGGUUUACAAACCAACCACCGCCUAGAGGCAGUGUGGACAGUCAGGAAAGGGAAAGAAUCAAUCAGGAAAAUCGGGAACGCGUUUCGAGGAUCUCACAAAACGAGCAUGCGCUUCGAGAUGCGUUUAGGUUUAGGAUAGACAGGGGGUAUAAUAGAACGCCUCUACAGCAGGAAGGCGAGCCACGCAGGUAUGCGUUAAGAAAUAGUUUUCCGGUUGCGGGAAGUGUUCAGGCAGAAACAAGGAGAGGGGGCCAUCCUCAGGAGAUAUCUACUAAUGCAUCAGAUGAAGAUAUAAAUAUGUCAGAUGAAGGAAUUGAUGUUGACACAAGGAUGAUUCGUGAAUUCCAAGAAGAGGUGCAUGCCAAAUUGACCGAAUGUGUACGUGUAAUAGAGAACAGGCGAGACGGAUUAUUGCACUCCUUUGAAUCGGACAAUAAAUUACUUCUGCAGGUUCAACAAAACCCUAGGGAUAGUGCUGAUCCUGACUUCCUUUCGAGCAUUAACAGACUUCAAAGAAUCCGAUUACGAGCAAUAGAAAUGGAGACGCUACAAUUACAGCGCGUUAAGAGCCAUUUCAAUUCACGAAUGGCGGAUUUUAGAAUUGCUGUUCAAAACUAUCAAGCUGCUAAAUCUCGUGGCGAACAUCCUGAGAAUCCCAUUAAUUCUUACAGGGUAAUUUUUGUUGAGUUAGAUCCCUACAAAGUUUCAGGGAUGAAGAUGGCUUUAGCAAGCAAAAAUGAAGAGACUAACGACUUUGACAUCGGAAAUUCUCGUGAAUAUCCACUGGCUGUUCCCACUUCCCAACAUAUCAGUGUAAAAAAACUGUUUCCAUUAAAUGAGUUGCCUUCCGAAAUUCUAAGUCUCGUAUUAGAUAGACUCUCUCAGAAAGCGGAAGUUGUGAAGCUUUUAACUGUAUGCAAGGCGUGGGCAGAAAUUAUUGUUAAAUUAUUGUACUACAGGCCGCACAUCAACAAAAAGCUCCAAUUAGACUUGUUUAUGCAAACAAUGAAAAAGGAAGCCAGUGAAACGAUAUUCAACUACAGAGCAAUGAUAAAAAGGCUAAACUUUUCUUUUGUGGGAGAUUAUAUGACUGAUAAGCAGCUCGCGUGUUUUGUAGGCUGUCCUAACUUAGAGCGACUAACUUUGGUUUUUUGCAAACACAUUACGAGUGCGUCCAUUUCCGCGGUAUUGCACGGUUGUAAAUUCCUACAAAGUGUGGAUAUAACUGGUAUCAAGGAAGUCUCUGAUAGUAUACUCAACACGUUAGCAUUCCAAUGUCAAAGAGUUCAAGGCUUUUACGUUCCACAAGCCAGAGAUGUCUCCUUCAACGCAUUGCAUACCUUCAUUACACACGCACCUUUAUUGAAGCGUGUAAAGAUUACAGCUAACUUGAGUAUGGAUGAUGAGCUUGUCUGCCUGUUAGCGAAUUUGUGCCCCUUACUUGUGGAAGUUGAUAUAACACUGUCUCCUAAUGUGCACGAUCAUAGUUUAGUGAAAUUGUUUUGCCAGCUAAGUCAGUUAAGAGAGUUUAGAAUAACUCAUAAUUCUAAUAUCACUGACAAAUUUUUGAAAGAGCUAUCACAGAAGGUAUCUCAUCUACCAGCAUUAAGAUUGAUCGAUCUGUGCGACUGUGAAAAUAUAACAGACAAGAGUGUGGAAGUUUUAGUGUCAUUAGCGCCUAAAUUGCGUAACGUUUUCCUGGGUAAGUGUAGUCGGAUAACUGACGCGUCACUCAUUCAUUUAGCAAGACUAGGAAAAAAUCUGCAGACCGUACAUUUCGGUCACUGUUUUAACCUUACGGACAAUGGCGUUAGAGUUCUUAUACAAUCAUGUCCUCGAAUUCAGUAUGUGGACUUUGCAUGUUGUACUAAUUUGACUAAUCGUACACUCUAUGAGCUCGCGGACCUCAGCAAACUGAAAAGAAUAGGGUUGGUAAAAUGUUCCCAAAUGACUGACGAGGGUCUUCUUAACAUGAUUGCUCUACGUGGACGUAAUGACACUUUGGAAAGAGUUCAUUUGUCCUAUUGCUCUAACUUGACGAUCUAUCCCAUUUAUGAAUUGUUAAUGGCUUGUCCAAAGUUAUCUCAUCUUUCGCUAACUGCUGUUCCAUCUUUUUUAAGGUCUGAUAUUACGGCCUUUUGUAGAGCCGCUCCUUCAGACUUUAGUGAAAACCAACGUCAAAUAUUCUGUGUUUUUUCUGGCAAAGGAGUUCAUAAAUUAAGGCACUAUUUGAUCAGCCUCACGGCACCAACAAGUGGGCCCGAAACUAAUGUUAGAGAGGUCCUUACAAAUUUUAUUGUUUCAAAGCAUCUCGUUGAGGAUGGUGAAGAACUAGAAGCUGGGAUUCGCAGAGUAGCUAGAGAGCUGAACCAAGAGACGCCUGCUAUAUUAGCCGCUACUCAUAGUUUGACUCCGCUCAACGCCCUGAACAAUAAUGAUUUCGCGUUCCAGAAUAUUAAUUUCGAAAGGCUUGACGAUGUUUUUAGCUGUUUGCGACGAGUUCCUCAGGACAGAAUUCUUACGGAACAAGACGUUGAUAAGCUAUUUCCAUUGAUCGACGAAGAUUUCUGUGAUGAUCCUGAUUGCGAGCAAUAUGCUGGUGUGGAUGGAUGUGUUGCUCCGGAGGCAUCAGAAGAUCUGAACAGCGAAUUAGCACAAAUGGUAAGGAAGUUCCACCAUUUGCAGGAACGCGUCUGCGAUUUUGAAGUUAAUGUUGCAAGCAUGGUACGAGUUCAAUUUCAAUUUGCUGGUGCUCUUUUGAAUGAAAUGACGCAUAUCUACUUUCAAAUGGUCGAUUUGAAUCGGUGUAUAUCGCAAAUUCAAAACAGAGUUUAUGAUGUGGGUAUAGCGAAUGAUGUCAAGGGACUGACAAUUUGGAGAAUUAUGUGGUUUGAGAAAUUUGAGCAUCUUCUGGAGAAAUACGAAUUGACUACCGUGGUACUACGUCUUUAUUUGCGAGACAACGUUGCAGCGCUCACGAGACAGAGAGAAUUGUUUCUAGCACGCCAACGUGCUGCACUCGAUAUUUCGAUGAGGCCUGCUGAAGGUGGCAACUCAGAGGAACCCUCAAAUUCCGAUGUUUGGGAAGAUGCGUUGGAAGACAGGAACGGAUUUUGGCAAAGAUUUGACAUGCGUAACGACAUGCGUAUGAUUCAGUUUGGCUCACGCGGUAUUCCUAUACCUGGGAAUGAAAUUCCUCCUAUGCGGGCCUUUUUGCCUAAUGGUGAUGUAGAGCCCACGGCUACGUCGCCUGAUGAAGAUGAAGCUUUGGAAGAUGCCUAG